AUGUCAUUCUUGCUUUCCUCAUCACUCCGUCUUGUUUCUGCCGUCAACGUCAAGAUGAGUUUUCAAACUUCAUAAAACUUCUAGUUUUCAAAAUAAGUAUCUGAGUUGUAAGCGCUAGUAGAUUAGGCCCGCGGGACUCCCGGAGUGCCGAUCCUUUUUGCUUGCAAAUUGGAUACGCAAAGUCACGCCGAAGCCCAUUCCAGUGGCUGAAGCACAAACUGUUGGCAGCGCGAUGCUGACAAAGCGAUGAUGGGACCCCCGCGGGAAAGGCCGUCACGGCUUCCGGCGUCUAGGAUUCUUAGUUCUGACAAUGCCGAGCGGAGCUCUAGCGCACCGCCUAGUUAGUUCUUCUGACUGGAUAAAGCUUCUCUAACUUACUUGAGACAUUCCAUAGCUAACUAGGCAAAACAUUGCAAUUCUAAUAUUUCAAUCGAGUUGCUUUUUUCAAUGUUGAAAUUAUUGCAGGAAGUUUUCAACGAAAUUUUUCGGAUCAGCCCAUGGAGAAUCGACGAACGACAACUCCAAAUAGUGCAGUUCGAUAUUUGAAACUUUUUCAAAAAUUACUUUUUCUUCAGAAAAAAAACGUCUGGAGCAUUCUUUUUGAAAUUGGAAACAAAAAGCGUAUUGGAGAAACUACCGACUACUACUGGAAUCAUUGA
Messenger RNA from Caenorhabditis auriculariae, 659 nucleotides. Lineage: Eukaryota; Metazoa; Nematoda; Chromadorea; Rhabditida; Rhabditidae. The record is from the annotation of a GenBank genome assembly.